GAUUGAUACCCCCAGGCUGUGGGGAAGCGGCCGGCGGAGCGAGGGGCAGGCCAGGGCGCGGGGUCCUGCCGAGGCCUGCACGUGGCAGCGGAAGGAGGAAGCGCCGGCCGCGAGCGCCGCCACCCCCGGGGGUGAGGCGCCAUGGCGGGGGGCUGGGCCGGCUUCUCCGAGCAGGAGCUGCGGAGGCUGCGGGGGCCGCGCGCAGGUACCGGCCGGGAUACAUCUGAAUCUUCUGAUCAGCAGCGUCGACCCCUGUCUGUAAAUAAGAGCCGUCAGCAGUUGCUACGAGAAAAAGCUCUUCAGCAACAAUGUCAUAAACUGGGACUGCAGGAUGGAGCAGCCUCUGUACCUCCAGAACAGCUGCUUUCUGUACCAAAACACAAGCUCUGUCUUCCUCAGCAGCCUCUGCCGUCACCUCCUCUAUCCCCAAUCAAGGAUCAAAGGCAACAUGACACCAGAGAUCAACAGAAUGCACAGGGACUUGAAAAUCCUUGUAAUGGCAAUGAAAAUCCCCAGGAAUUCCCUGUAAAGAUGGAUUUCAAACUGGAGAAAAAGAGAGUGGAAUUGCAGGAGAAAUCUCGUUGGGAAGUUCUCCAGCAGGAGCAGCGUCUGAUGGAAGAGAAGAAUAAACGCAAGAAGGCACUCCUGGCCAAAGCCAUUGCUGAAAGAUCCAAAAGAACUCAGGCUGAAACAGUGAAACUAAAGCGGAUCCAAAAAGAGCUACAGGCUCUGGAUGACAUGGUGUCUGCUGACAUUGGGAUCUUAAGAAACCGAAUCGAUCAGGCCAGCAUGGAUUAUUCAUUUGCUCGGAAGCGAUAUGAUAAGGCAGAGUCAGAGUAUGUAGCAGCAAAGCUAGAUUUCCAACGGAAGACUGAAAUCAAGGAGCGUCUCACAGAGCAUCUAUGCACUAUAAUACAGCAGAAUGAACUUCGUAAGGCCAAGAAGCUGGAAGAGUUAAUGAAGCAGCUGGAAGUGGAGGCAGAUGAAGAAAAUCUGGAACUUGAGAUUGAGGUGGAGCAGAUGCUGCAGCAGCAGGAGGCAGAAGCAGGGAGACAGGCUGCCCAGUCUCAGAAUCUGUCUCGGACUGCUGAGGAAAAUGCAGCUCCAUGUGCUACAGCAAAGGAGAAUGAGCAUGCUGGUGCUGCUUCUGAACUGUUAGUGGAGCAGCCUGGAAAUUCCUGUAGCAAGUCACUUUCAAAUACGGGUAGCCAAAAUCAAUCAGUAAACACUACUCAGGAUGAAACCCCAGCUCGCUCUGAUACAUUACUAUUAUAUGCAGAUAAGGUAGCAUCUGAUGGAUGAUAUACUUGAUUUACUGCAAGCUGUAGGUUACUCUAAGGCUUCUGCAGUGUCAGUAACGCAUCCCUCUUACAUUACCUCUAUUUUUAAUUUGAUUUAAAAUCUAUUUUUAGUGACCUGUCAGAAUCUUCCAUUUUGGGUCACCUGUCUGUCCUGUUUUGUAUUUUUAGGUCCAUUCAUCCCUGGAUUUGCUCACUAUUUAUGGAGCUUUGUGAGAUUGGGGCUUGCUAGGAGGGAGUACUAAGAAGUGGGCAGCAAUGUUUGUCUGUAGGCUGGGCUUGUGUGAGAGUGAAAAUUCCCAGCUAACCAUUGCAGACAUCAAACCAAGAAAGAGAGAUGUUUGUUUUCUUGAGAAGGUGUCAUAAAAGGUUAGGUUUUAUUACAGAGAUGUUCUUUUCCUCAUUUACAUAGGACAUUUCAAAUGUGUCCACAAAUUUCCUUUGCAAAUGUCUUUUAAUCGUGUAAAACCCAGCAAGUUUUCCGAGACAUCCUUGGAUAUGGUAGCUGAUACUUUAUUCUGUAGAGAAUUAUAAACAAAUUUAGAUUUGUAUGUUGCUACAAAGGCCAGAUUGGCUGUAAAUAUUUCCUGUUUAUAACUGGUGUCUAUUUUUUACAAAUUAUUGUAAAAUUCUUAAUAUCUGGUCUUUGGAGUCUGAUUUGUGAAAUUACAGCAUGAAAUGUUACAAAAGUAUCAGCUUAAUGUAUGGUAGAAAGGAGGUGGUUGCAGACAGAAACACUACACUAGAGAUCUGGCUAGUAUUGAGGCAAAUGCGGUUACAAAUAUUUGUCUCAUUUUCAGUAACAUCAUAGCUGCCUUAAAUCCGAGACGUCAAACUGGUGUUGAUAAAAUCAUGAAUAACCCCAAAAGUAAAUGGGAACUAAGCCUUUCCAUACAUUAUGUAAUGUUCAGUAAAUUCAAGUUAACAACUUCCUUGCCCUCAGGGUGGGUGCGUAUAACCCCACUAGAACCUUGUUAAUUUGCUCAAUUAUUGUUUUCAAAGGGAUUUUAAAAAAAUCAUUCCAGAUGGGGAAAGACAAAAGAAUACAAUUCUGGUUUUGUGAUGACCUCUUGGAGUAAAGUGGUUGGCAGAGAGCCUAUGAUGCAACCAUGAACCAGACAGAAAUUUUCAUAUCUUCUCUGCUACACAAUCUGCAGCUUUCUUUCACUAUGGAAAUUUUAACUGUUUCUCUUAUACUGAACGUUUGUGUGCCACGGUUUGAUAAUCACUGGAGUGACCCCAACCGAAUGCGAUUGUGAGGGACCAAUUAUCUAUUCAGUCAUUGAAAGCCAUGACACUUUAUUCACAAUUUUUAUUGUAAAAAUAAAUUCAUGUAUCUUCUUUGUGGCUUGUUUACUUUCAGUUAUAGUAUUUGGUGUUCAAGAGAUGGGACAAGAAUAGAUUCUGAAUAA
This is a messenger RNA of Mauremys reevesii (Reeves's turtle), 2710 nucleotides long. It is a transcript of the gene GORAB, whose product is annotated as golgin, RAB6 interacting. The coding region runs from base 142 to 1302 and encodes 386 amino acids. The transcript is spliced from 5 exons. Gene Ontology annotation, biological process: non-motile cilium assembly. NCBI's taxonomy places the organism in Eukaryota, Metazoa, Chordata, Testudines, Geoemydidae. The record is from RefSeq and is a predicted model, not a curated record.